AGAUUCCGCGUUCUUGUCAUGUUUCAUGUUUUUGUAACAUAAAUAAAUAAAUAAAAAUACAUGAACUUGAGAUAAGAAUCUCUGAUUUUUGUUCUUAAUGUUUCAUGUAGCUGUUAUGUCAUAAGCAAACAUACAAAAAAAGAAAAUAAUACUUGGUUUCUCCUUCUACAAGAUGUUGGCGAAAACGGGGUUAUUGAUAAUUUCCAAUCCUAAGCAAAUAGCCAAAAUACUGUCUACUAUAGAAAGUCAAGUGAAAAAUACCCUUUACAUUCAAUUGUUGUCUGCACUGAGUGAUCCAUUCGGAAGCUUCUACCCCAAAUCAUUCACCAGCUGGCCAAAAUAUAGUCAAACCAUAUCAAAAAUCUAUUCACAAGCAGCACACCACUGCAACAAUUUGGACGUCAAAGUACUGCUUUCAGGAAUCAAGUACAAUAUCCCAAAAAUUCAAACCCAAAGACCAAUAGAUUUGAUUAUAUUUGACAAGCCAUACUCAUCAAAUGAAAUAAAGACCUUCAUCAAAUCUAGAAUACAAAAUAUCACUGAUGAUCACAAAAUUGUUACUUUGGACUCUACAGAAAUCUCUACCAUUGAGGAAGAAACAAAUGAUCAUGUUGAAGUUUUCAAACAUACAGUUCUUGGGGGUACAUUUGAUAGAUUGCAUUUGGCUCAUAAACUUCUUCUAAGUGAAGCUUCUUUGCGUGCCAGCAAUAAAGUCACUAUAGGGGUGACAGAGGAAAAUAUGCUACAAUCAAAAACCUUAUGGGAGCUCAUAGAACCCAUUGCAACCAGAUUACUAAAUGUUGAAAAUUUUCUGAAGGACAUUUGUCCAGAGCUUGAAUACAACAUUGUCCCAAUUAAUGAUCCCUUUGGACCAGCAAUCACAGAUCCCUCCAUGGAAAUGAUUGUUGUCAGUCAAGAAACUAUUAGGGGUGGAGAAAAAAUCAAUGCCAUUAGACAAGAAAAUGGUUUGAAUGAAUUGAAAAUAGUAGCAAUUGAAUUGGUGGAUGAACCCAAUCCAAAUCCAAUAGAAGAAGUGAAAAUUAGCUCUAGUACAGCACGUAUCAGAUUGUUAGGGACACUAUUGAAACCUGUCAAACCAAAUGAAAAUAUUCCACACCUGCCUUAUGUCAUAGGAUUAACAGGUGGUAUAGCAAGUGGGAAAUCGGGAGUUUCAGAGCAUUUGAAAAACCUAGGGGCUCAUAUCAUCAACUGUGAUUUACUAGGACAUGAGAUAUACAAACCAGGAAAACCUUGUCAUCAACAGAUAGUGGACACAUUUGGUGAUAAAGUUGUUUCUAAUAAUGGGGAAAUCAAUAGGCAGGCCUUGGGUGGUAUAGUAUUCAAUAAUCCAGGAGAAAUGAAGAAAUUAAAUAAUUUGGUAUGGCCAGCUAUAGCAGAGGAAGUGCAAAAAAUAAUAAAGACCUGUACCAAAAAAGUUGUUGUCAUUGAAGCAGCUGUAUUAUUGACAGCUGGAUGGGAAAAUCAGUGUCAUGAGAUAUGGACCACAGUUAUACCUAGAAAUGAGGCAGUGAUCAGAUUACAGAGAAGGAAUGGGCUGACAGAGGAGCAGGCCAAUAGCAGGAUUGAAUCUCUGCCUUCUAAUAAAUUUUAUGUCGAUUCUGCCAAUGUAGUAUUUUGUACAUUGUGGCCGGUGGAGUAUACCAAGGAGCAGGUAGUCAAGGCGUGGGGCUUAUUGGAAAAAAGAAUGACUUUGUGAUAGCAGGGGAAAUUGUUGGAUAUUUAAUAAAUGUGGAAAAUAUAUUUUUGGGAAGUU
This is a messenger RNA of Phaedon cochleariae (mustard beetle), 1774 nucleotides long. NCBI's taxonomy places the organism in Eukaryota, Metazoa, Arthropoda, Insecta, Coleoptera, Chrysomelidae. The record is from the annotation of a GenBank genome assembly.